Molecule: messenger RNA, 1389 nt
Organism: Prorocentrum cordatum
Lineage: Eukaryota; Dinophyceae; Prorocentrales; Prorocentraceae
Source: the annotation of a GenBank genome assembly
GUCUGACGCAUCAUGUGCCUCCCUGGCAAUUUUGGACCAAGCCCUGCUGGCUUGAAGUUUGGUGCGGGCUGUUGGUCUUCGUUGUCGUUCUUGCUUGAAAUUUGAGCACCAUGGUCCUCCUCCACUUGCCAGCUCUGCAGUACAAGGCAAACAUGGCCAUCACCUCCCUUCAGGUUCUAGGACUUGGUGGAGGUCUGCAGGAAGUGCAGGGAACCAAUGCAGGCUAUUCAAAGUUCGCAGAUGCGACAGCUGCGUUCAAAGUCCCAUCUCGCCUUGGUAUGACGCUUUUGUAUUCUCCGGCUCUGCUAGUUUCUUUGGCCUAUUUGAAGAAUGACCCCAAAAGCGGCAACGGCCGCGAGAAGCUGACGGCCCUGCUUCUCUCUGUGCACUUUGGCAAGCGAGUGCUGGAGAGCCUGUUCCUGCACCGCUACAGCGGGACAAUGAACGGAGACUUUCUUGCGCCGGUAAGCACAUCGUAUGCGCUCACGGCCACUCUCAUUGCCCAUCUCCAGCGCCAGAUUGCCAACUAUGCCGGCAGCGUUGCCGACCAGCGGAUGCUGCUGGCGGGCAUUGUGCUGAACGCCGUGGGCCAGCUCGGCAACCUCUACCACCAUUGGCUCUUGGCGGCCAUGCGCCCGACGAAGGGUGGAGCAGAAGAGAGCUCAAAGUAUGUGGUUCCUUCGGGCGGCAUGUUCAGGCACGGUGGCGGAUGUUACUGCCCCGCAUUACUUUUUCGAGUUGCUCAGUUGGCUCGGUAUCGCUGCCGUCACCCAACACCUCAACUCGUUCCUGGUCGUUGCAGACAUGCUCUCCUAUCUGGCAGGGCGUUCCUUUGCGACGACACGGUGGUACAAUGCAAAGUUCAAGAACUACCCCGCCGAGCGCAAGCACCUGAUUCCGUUCCUCUUCUGAAGCAGCUGGCCGUGGUGCCACUAUCCACGGGGUGCCACUCUAGCUUUGUGGGGUUUUCGACGUACUUUUCUGGGUGCGUCCAUCUUCAGAUCAGCUCUAUACUUGUUGUCCACCUGCAGGUUGGUUGCUGUGUUGGUCCGUUCGAGCCUUCUGCGCGGUAGGCGUCCUCACCGUGAGCUGAAGCAAUGAACCACGUGGCAUCGCCCCUUCCAAAACAGAUGCGAUGUGGUCGAGCGGGCUCCCUUUCGCAUGGGUACCCCCAGUCGACCUGCCGGCGGAUAAUAUCGCCGCCAUGCCCGCGCAACACCGAUAUGCACGCAGGGUGGGUCCACCGAGGCCUCUGGACAGGCUCGGUGGAACCAUCCUGGGGCCGUCUAGGAAGCAGCCCUACAGUAAGACGCUGCAGCGUGGCGCUCUCGCGAUGUUGCACGGCUGCACCAAAGUGCACCGACCAUGGAGGCCAAGCGCUUUCCCGAU